Molecule: messenger RNA, 5797 nt
Organism: Diorhabda sublineata
Lineage: Eukaryota; Metazoa; Arthropoda; Insecta; Coleoptera; Chrysomelidae
Exons: 12
Coding region: 2863-5739 (958 amino acids)
Biological process (GO): plasma membrane phospholipid scrambling
Molecular function (GO): phospholipid scramblase activity
Source: RefSeq, a predicted model, not a curated record
UAUUCCUCAGUAGAAAUCUGCCAAACUCGUUUGGUGCUCCCUUAAGUACAUAAGUUAUACAUAUAUAUGAUUUACUAGGGGUAAGUCCUAUAUUUUAGGUGUGCUUUUUGAUCUACAGCCCUUUCCCUUUAGAUUAUUUAACGGAUUUAUUAUUCAAAUUAUCAAAAAAUAAAAAUUUCCUACGGCGAUUUUUAUUUACUAUUUAAAUUGAAUAAUAAACAAAUUUUAUUCAACAGGUUUUACAACUAAGCUUAUUGAUCUGUAACAUACGUUAUGUAUUCCUAGAAGAUAAGUUAAUUCAUAUAAAAAUGAUAAAUAUACCUCGUCAUUUGGUGAUUAUUUUGAGUGGUAGUUACCUUCAAUUUGUUUUUAAACUUUGUUAAGAAAUCAUAAAUAAUAAUCAUUGCCUACGAAAAAGUCCUUAUAGCCAGAAAGUAUAUUUAGAUGAGAAAGGAAUUUAAUUGGUUUUAUCAUUAUAAACGUUAAUUUUUGUUGUAGCAAAAUAAUGAUUCUUAAUUUGUGAAAAAUAUAUAAAAAUAUAUAUCAAACGAUUAAGUUCAAUAGUAGUUAUUUAAAAGAAACAUUUGAUUUCAAAUAAUCCAUAUUAUAUUAUAUUAUCUGCUUGAAGUUUUUGGUUAGCAUAUGGUAGGAUUAUGCAAAAAUAUUUGGGAUAUCAAAAGUUUAUCCUAAGUUUUUAGAAAUAGUUACGCAAUAUCCAAAUAGUACUAUGAGGAUCAUUGAUUUUCUACAGUUAACUACUAGAUUUCCUCAAUAAUGAUUGUGCAAAUUUGCAACCCAUUUUGUUAUCAUGGAAUUGUUAAAAGUUGAUAUUACAUUUCGACCCUAGAUAGUUCAAAAUCUCAAAUCUACUCUAUUUUAUUUCAUUAUUACAUGCACUUUAUACUUAUUUCCAUUGCCAAUAUUCCGUGACGAAAUAUAUAAGUACUAACAUAAAUUUCUUAUUUCUUAGUCCUUUUGAUAUAUUAAUGCUCUUGAUUUUAGGCUUAUUCCUUAUUCUGAUUUAAAAUUAGUUUCUCUUAUAAUUUAUAAUAAUAUAUACAAAUAUGGGUACUAAUCCUCUGUUGGUGAAUAAAAUCUUUAUCUUUCUUACAAGUAGUCGUUAUUUGAUCUUGAUCUUCGAAUUCAAUUAUUAAAUAUAAAGAGUACUAUUGUUAUUGACUCUUCAUUCCUUCAAUUUUACUUUUAUUGAUACUGUGUAUCAGUCAUUUCCACAACACUUAAUUCAUUUCGUUGAAUAUUUCUUCUCAACAUGACACGGAUCAUUGUACAGAUUUAAACGAAAGCAUUUAAAAAUUAAGGACAAUGCCUUGUGCUUGAACUCUAUUCGACGUUAUAUUUCAACUUUAAGGGUAUAUUUGUUGCAGAUCUUCAAUUUUGAAGCAGUUGUAAUGUUUUUAAUGUAUAAAUUGAACAAUUUUAUAUGAAAAUUAAAUUUUGUCACUUAAUUAUAAAUUUUUUAGUCAAAAUCAAAGAGAGUUUAUUUCGUUAACAGAAAAAUCUGUCCCAUAUUUCAAAGUAUUUGAAACGUUUUCGAGACUAUUUAGUCUAUUUUAUCAAAUAAAGAGUCUUCCAGCAUCGCUUUUUAAAAAUCUCUCUGGUAAUUUGAAGCCAACGAAGAGAUAAUAGAAAUAUCUGAAAAGUAUUUUAGGAUUUGUCAAAAGCACACAAAAAUUUCAGUGGAACUUACGUAUAUAUUCAAAAUAUGUCUCCAAUUCUAAGCUAAACAACCUGGAAUUUCUGAAUAUUGUGAUAUAUUCAAAAUCUAAACAUAAAUUAGCAAAUAUUUAACUUUGAGCGAUAUAUUUCCUGCAUCUUCAAUUCUUAAACAGCUGUAUAGUUUUUGAUGUAGAAUUUGAAGAAUUUUAUAUGAAAAUGAAAGUUUGUAACUUAAAUAUAAAUUUUGCAGUCAAAAGGAAAGAAAGAUUGUUUCAAUUCGUUGAAUGAAAUUGAUUUAUUGGUACAAUUUGUUAAUAAAAAUUUUUUUGAUCGUUUUAUUAAUUAGAACGAGUUAUGGAACUAUGGAAUUAUCAAUUUUUGUGUGUGUUAGACUCAUUUUUGUUUAUAUUUUCGCAUCUUUUCUAGUUGUUUUGCUGUAAGAUUUUGCAUUUAUUACAGUGCAAGUAAAAGAUAUUUUUGACAAUUUUUUAAUUAUAGUGUAAAAUUAGGUAAAGUAUACUAACGAAUUAUCUUAUGGAGACGAAAUUACCUAUAUCGGAGUUUGUAAUUUAUCAAAUAGUAAGAACCUUAAAAUACACAAAAAUUAAUAAACAAUCUCGUAAAUAACUAACUAAGAUACCCACAUUAAAAAAUAUGAAGAGAAAUGUACAUACAUCUGAUUUAGUUACGUAGAAAUCCGACUUAAAUUUAAUAAACAAUAAAAAUUGUCGUAAUCCUAACAAAAAUACUUUAUGUGUUCUGAUAAAAUAAUUACAUUCGGCUCCAUCUCAUGAAUAAAAUUUCAAGAAUGUAAUUACAAAUACAUACUACCAAGUAGAAGGAGAAUAAGACAAGGAAUGGCGUGGAAAGAUAGUCAAUAAUCAAUAACCUUAAAGCGUUUGCCUGGCACGUUUUUAAUCUAACAAGAAUAAAUAUAAAUACGUAUAAAUGAGAAAAUCCAGUAUUUAAUAAAAAAUAUCGUAACAUCUGUACAGUCAACUUAAUUGAUAGAAAAAUACUUUGAAGAAAUGACUCGAGCUCAGCCUCAUUUCAUAUCUUGAACCAACUACACUGUUAGUUUUUAUAAAUGAUGCGUUUCCAAAUCACCUUCAAGAAAUAUAAAUUGAAUAAUCAAUAGUAUCUUUGUUCUUAAAUUUAUUUUCAUUCAGCAUUAUCCGCAGCACUAUGCGUACUGCUUUAUGGACUUUACUUAUUAUUGCCAUUUUGAAAACUUCUAUUGGCCAAGGAGAUUCUUUGCGGAGUGCUUUAAAUGCGAUCGAUAGACGUCAACGAGAUUUAGGAGAUUAUGAGGACAGUGAGUAUGGUUAUACUUUAGAACGACCUGAAGAUCUUGUAUUCCUCAAUUCGCCUGGAUAUGGUAGAGAGAGACCAUACGAGAGACCCUUCUUAAAUUAUAGAAAUGAAGACAAAUAUGAGGCUGAAAUGAAUAAGAGAAUUUCUUCUGCUUUUCGGGAAAGGGUUGAAGAAGAUAACCAGAGACAACAGUUAGAAGAAAUGGCUCAAAAUAUUAUUAAUAAUAUGGAAUCCAGAGGAAGAUAUAAUGUUGAAAACGAAGAUUACGAUGAAAUUUUGAGGGAGCUUUGGGAUAAAUAUAAAAUACCCUAUGAGAGAACUAAAGUUAACUUAUCUCCAGUCGAGAAACGGAUGAUGUACCCUAGAUUUGGUUUGGACAGCGUUGGUUUGAAAAAAAGGAAUCCUUAUGGUGAAGUAUACGACGAUAACUAUGGAAUUGGAGAUGAAUCCUACGAUGACGAUGGCGAAAGCUAUUAUCCAUAUACCAGAAAUCGAUAUUAUCAAGGAAAUAAGAUAAGUAAAUUUAGACAGAUGUACGGAAAUCCUUAUUCUCAAGCAAAACGUUUUCCUGUUACCAAACGAAGUAGUGAACUCAAAGACAUUCACGAACAUAAACGUUCUACAACUAAAAAACAAACUGAUCCAAAAGUAGAGAAGGAUUUGAGUAACAUAUUCGGUAACCCCAAAAAAGAGGAAAAAGAGACUACGACAAAAAAGCCUUUAACAAGUAAACCAACUACUCCCAAAAAAGAAGUAGUAACUAAGAGUCCUAAAGAGACUGAAACUAAUGCGAAAGUAAUCCCUGCGAACAAUGAACAAUUCACGCCAGUAUCCAUGAUAAUUGAGAAACCAUUACAAAUUAAAAAGAAAUCCAUUGACUGGUCUGAUUAUUUUGGUCUCGAUAGACGUAAGAAAUCUUCUGACCCUGACGAUUUAGAUAAGGAAUGGUUAAUUGAAAGAUAUCAUAAAUCUAUCAAUUUAUCUAACAAAAAACGUAACGCUGACUUACCUCUAUCUUCUUUUCACAACCACGACGAUCCUAGAAAAAAAGCCACCACAAAUGAAAAAGAUAAGUAUUCAUCUGAAGAACAGAAAAUAAAUGAGAUGGAUGCUAAACUUCAAAGAAUGGAAGACAAGAUUGUAGAUGAUACUCUGAAAUAUACAGGUGCCCAUGAAGGAGAGACCGAUCCAAAAGAGGUACAAGAAAUAAAAGAUAAAGUUAUUUCUAGACUUGCUGCAGCGUACAGUUUAGAAAAAAUGAGAGCAGCUUUGGGAGAAUAUAGAUUGGCGGUUGCCAAAGAAAGAGAAAAACAAAAAAGCAAAAAACCGACAAUAGAAGACGGUUACCUCUUUUCAGAAGAAAAACGAACAGCAGUUCCUAGAAAAUAUGUAAUUGAUAAAGAUAGGGAAGAAACUCCAGAAGGAGAUAAUAAUAUUAAAUGUUCAGAAGGGGACGAAGACUGCCACGAGCAAAAUUAUAAAACUCCAAAUGAGAUAUUUGAAAACCAUUAUGGAACUGAAGUAUGUCCUGCAAUUGUACGAAGUUGUAAUGAAGGCGCAGUUGUUGCUGGGGAUUACGGACAAGUUUUCAAAUCGGCCUGCCACAUGCAUGAAAUGUGUCUUUUAUGUAGCAACAACAGCUGGUUUCCUCCGACCCGUCAGUGUCAUUCACUAUUUCUAGCAAAAGCUUUUGAUUUGUGCAAAGGCGAUCCAGAAUGUCAGAAAUUUAUCCAACGUUCCAUCAGAUACUUAUUAGAUGUAACACGUUUUUUACAUGCAGAAGAACCUUCAGUAAUCAACGACUGUGAAAUGUCCUGUCCAGAAACAGAAGCUCUGUUGGAACCAACAUCUAGAUGGUGUAAAUUUGAUACAAGAAAUAUGCAAAAUGAAAAUCUGUAUAGCAAUAUGGAAAAUAUUUCAUUAGACCAUUUUUCCAUGCAGGACAAUACAUACCCAGUUUAUCCUGAAUAUAACCAGGAAACAGUUAUAACGCAACAACCGACUGAAAAUAAUUAUCCUGGUUCUAGAAGACCAAUCCCUGUCUCAGUUAUAGAACAAGAUUUUAGAAGAACUAUAUCUCCUACCAGUGGACUAGGCUUUUUGCUAGAUGUGAAUCAAUUAAUAAUACAACAGACUAUUGAACUUGUGGAUCUUAUUGCAAACGUAGCUUCCGAAAAUCGAUAUACAGUAAAAGUACCUCGAGGUGAUACCAUUUAUUAUGCAACCGAAAGCUCUUCAAAUUUCCAAAGAAAUUGUUUGGGCUCAGGUCGAUCAUUUAGUAUGAGACUAUAUGAUAAAACUCAACAAGAAGCUUUAAUUUUUGAACGGAGACUGGCAUGUGGUACUUGUACUUUUUGGUGUUAUCUUCAGAAAAUGGAAGUUUGGAUUCCACCUGGAGAAUUAGUAGGAACAAUAUCUCAAAAUAUAUCGAUUUCAAUGAAAACUAGUUUUAACAUCUGCAAUAGACACGAUGAAAUUAUAUAUAAAAUAGAAGGUCCAAAUUCUUUUGGAUGUAUAUUAGGAAAGUCUCAAAACUUUCAGAUAUUUAAUUAUGACGGUUCGACUCAAAUUGGAAGUAUAAUCUACCAGUGGGAUAAUAUUCAAGUAUCUUACAACCUCUUACUACAAAUGCCCAGUAAUAUUACUGAAACUAGACAUAAAGCUCUCUUAUUGGGAUCUGCGUUUCUAUUGGAGUACAUGUAUUUUGAACAGUCCAAGAAGAAAACGUAUUGCAGAUGCAUAUGCUGAAUAUUUUUAACACUUGUACGUUUGUAUUACAGUUUGCAAUAAAUAAAUACACAUUGAA